Messenger RNA from Colossoma macropomum (tambaqui), 5896 nucleotides. Its product is annotated as genetic suppressor element 1-like. NCBI's taxonomy places the organism in Eukaryota, Metazoa, Chordata, Actinopteri, Characiformes, Serrasalmidae. The record is from RefSeq and is a predicted model, not a curated record. The transcript has 16 exons. The coding region runs from base 490 to 4143 and encodes 1217 amino acids.
CCUCUCUCUCUCUCUCUCUUUCUCUCUCUCUCUCUCUCUCUCCGAGUAGAAAGCUCAGUGUGCUCCUCCUCCCUGUUCAACUGUGCAGUCAGCAGUGGGACACUGUGAUAGAGGGAAGGAGGAAAAGAGAAUACAAGAGAGCCAGAGCGAGUGAUCGGAGGAGGAAGGACUCUCCCGUCGUUGCUCAGGAUGAAGGGAUGACACAUUUUGCACGCUUGUUUACGGGACUAUUUGUUCUGAGCCCAGCUCUCUCCAUCCUGCCCGCUCCUCCUCUGGACGAAAGCUUCAGUGAAAGCCCCGCAGCAGUGAUGAGCUCUCUGACCUCUGACUGUCCGGAGCCUCAGGGACUUCUCUGACCAGUGGAACCCAGUUUGGAGUGCUUUUUCUCAGCCGUGAAGCAGCAGGAAUUCCCCUCUUUAAUCCCUUGAAUCGUCGUUCUCUCAGUUUUUCUCUCUGAGCCCACCUGACUUCAGCAUCCCUCACUACAGCAUGUUCGGACUAAAGCCUCCUCUCUACUAUCUGUCUGGCAUGAGCCAUGAGCCAAAGUCGCCAUCGUUAGGGAUGAUCUCCACGGCAACCCGCACCACGGCGACCGUCAGCCCCCUCACCCCCUCCCCCAUCAAUGGAGUAGUGGUGGCCAAUGGGAGCCCAGUGUCUCAGUCUGCUCACUCCGGAUUCGCUGCUGCUCUCCGCAAACUGGCCAAACAGGCAGAGGAGCCGCGAGGCCCCGCCUCCAUCAGUGGUGAAUCGUCACCAGUUUCCUCCCCAGCCACCAAUCACAGCUCUCCAGCAGGUACGCCUAAGCGGGGUCCUCUGGCUCCACCCCCUGGGGCCCACAGUGUGUCCAGCACCCCACCAGUGGUCACCAUCGCACCGACCAAAACAGUUAACGGUCUGUGGAGGAGUGAGGGGAGACAGUCUGAAGCAGGGCUGAGAGGACCUGGACGUGAUCCUGGACGUGUGGCCUCAGACCCCCCUGCUCCCCCUCCUCCUGCCACCCACGAGAAGAGCCCUGCCUCUCUUCCUCCUCACCUCAUAGGGGCGCCCUUCCCUUUUGGUCUGAGCACCAAUGCAGUAAUGCAGGACCCUCGUCUGCAAGCACUAAAUUUGUCCCGUCAGGUGCCUCAUGUCCUGCAGUCCGGGGCGGGACCCGCAGGGGUCCCAGAGGAAUACCUGCGGGGUGGCUUUCGCCCCUACUCCUCUGCUGAGGAGCUGCGUGUUCCCUCGCUCCCCCUAGGGCUGGACCCUGGUACUGCAGCUGCUGCUGCUGCUUACUUCCACUCAGGAUACCUGCCCCACCCUGCCCUCUCCUCUUACAGAAUGGAUGAGUCCCUCUGUUUAUCUGCCCUGCGCUCGCCCUACUACCAGCUGCCAGCGGGGGGCGCCCUGCCCUCCCUCCAUCCGUCCACUGCUCACCUCCACCUGCCGGGGGUCCGCUACCCUCCAGACCUCAACCAUCAGUCUCUGACAGCCCUGCAGAGCGAGAGGCUGCAGAUGGAAGAUAAGCUUCGCCAGAGAGAGCGGGAGCGAGAGAAGGAGAGAGCUCAGGAGGCAGAGAGAGAGAAGGAGCGAGAGAGGGAGCGAGAAAGAGAGCGAGAGAGGGAGCGAGAAAGAGAGCGAGAGAAGGAGAGGGAGAGAGAGAGGGAAAGGGAGAGAGAGAGAGAGAGGGAGAGGGAGAGAGAGCUGGAGCGACAGAAAGAGAGAAUGAAAGAGAGAGAGGUGCAGGCAGUGCGGGCGAUGGAGAGGCACUGUCUGAAAAAGGAGCUGUACACACUCCCUCAUACACACCACACACUCCCUCACCGGCAGCACACGGAGGAGAAGGCCAAGCUGGUGGAGAGACUCACACCAAACCGACCAGAGAAAACCAAAGAGGCCUCAGUACUGGCUCCAAAGCCACUGCAGCCUGGCCUGUACUCGUCCCUCCCCACACCCAGCCUGCUACCCUCUCCUGGUGGGCGUUUAGGGCUGGGUGCAGGGGGCGUUCAGGGGGCGCUAGCGGCCGCUGCAUUGCUCCAGCGCCAUGGGGAGGAGGAUAGAUGGCUGGCCAGACAAAGAAGACUAAGAACAGAGAAGGAGGACAGACAGGGCCCAAUGUCCGAAUUCAGACAGCAUGCUUCAGAGCCAGGCCCAGAGCCUCAGGAACUGCACAGGGACAUGCAGAGGUCUAACCCACACCAUCAGGACAUGAACGUCAGAGACCUACCUCACCAUUUGGGGGCACCACCUCCUCUCAUUUCCCCUAAACCUCCCCCUCGGGACCACCAUGCUAACCCUCCUACCACUCUCUGGAACCCUGCCUCCCUUAUCGAUACACCAUCUCACACGCGUCGAGGAUAUGACCCUCCAUUACCCCCCAGCCGUCCUCCCCCAGGGCUGACCAAACCGGACCGGAGUGAGGAGGGGGUCAGGAGGCUGGAGUGUCCUGACAGGGUCCCUCCACCGAGAGCGCACAGCCUCCUGGAGCACAGCACCUUCCUUGCAGAUCUAGAGAAGACUACUCAGAGCAUUCUGACCCAGCAGAGGGUCUCUCUGGCCCUGCCUGGCCCCUACGCAGAGCUUAGAGUCCCUAAGAGAGCUGCUUCUCCAAUCAGGGCCUUUUCUCAGGGACCUGGCCGAGCUGUAGAGCCCAUGCUGGUGUAUGAUGAGGCCCUGCAGCAGCACCGUAGACUGCUCAGUAAACUGGACCUGGAGGAGAAGAGGCGCAGGGAGGCCAGAGAGAAGGGUUAUUACUAUGAGCUGGAUGACUCGUAUGAUGAGAGUGAUGAAGAGGAGGUGAGAGCUCAUCUGAGAAGAGUGGCUGAGCAGCCCCCUCUCAAACUGGACCAGUCUAAAGAGAAACUGGACUUCCUGGGCAUGUUUGGUCUGACCACACUCUCCUGCCGUGAUGAGCUUUUGGAGAGAAAGCGGAGAAAGAGGAGGAGGAUGUUGAAGGAACGCAGCCCCUCCCCUGAACCUGUGCAGGGCAAACGGCAGGCGCCGCCCACUCCCACACCCAGCCUGACCACACGCUACAGCCCAGAGGACAUGGACAGUGUGCCUGAACUAGAGGACAAGAAGCACUUCCUCAGUAUGUUCAACCUCAACCAUGUCAGCCAAGAGCAGAGGAUAGAGAAGGAGAAAGUAGUGACUCUGCUGGAUGCUAUCAAACAGAAAACUGUGACCCUCGACACACUCCGAUAUGCUACACACACACCCUGCUCCAGCCCACCCACUACAGCCUCUGACCCUACACCAUCAGCACCCUGCCAGCCAAAUGAAAUGCCCCGCCCACAUUCUCGUAGCCCCACCCCUCCUGCUUCUCAUAAGCAUGUGCACAAUAACAGUCAGUCUGACUUCCGCAGACUCCAGUCUGACCCUCCUCGCCUUAAAGAGCCCCCUCCACUGGCCCCUCUGCAGGACCACACCCGCUUUGGAGAGGUUCACCCUAUCAGGAGGCCUCCCAGCCUGCAGGCCAGCCCCAGGCCGCCCCUCGUCCCUCUGAAGGAGCAUGCUGCUGGACUGAAUGGCCUGAGCGGCAGACCACAGCACUGGGAGAGCCUGAGCGCAGAGGAGUUCGCCCAGCAGUUCCACCAGUCUGUGCUGCAGUCCACACAGAAAACCCAGCACAAGCACAAAGGAGGUGUUACAGGAGUCAUGGAGCCGAACCAUAAGGUUAACAACUCAGUGCAUUACAGCCCUUCAGACCAACAGGGGCCACUAAACCGACUGCCUUAUCCUUACACCAAUGGACACUCCUGCCACCCACCAGCCCACCAGGAGCAUGCAGGGUUAAGUGAUGAGCGGUCUGCUGAGGACGACUCCAGUGAUGAAGAUGAUGAUGAAGAUGAGGAGGAAUGUUCUAGUCCCAAAUGGAAGGGGAUUGAGGCCAUAUACGAAGCAUACCACGAAUACAUAGAAGAGAGAAGUAUAGAGAGUGAAGUUCUGCAGAGUGAGUGCAGAAGGCUGGAGGCUCAGCACUAUCAUCUGAGUGUAACUGCUGAUCAGCUCUCUAUCACUAUGGGGGAGCUGUUGGCACAGAGGCAGAGGCUGGCACUGGAGAGAGAGCGCAUGCAUGCUGAACUCGAGCACUUCAGGAAGUGUUUGGCAUUGCCGGCGUUGCACUUGCACAGGAGCCACUAUAAAGGGCCGCCCCCCAGGUGACCCCACUUACCCUGCUGACUGACCAUUAGGGAUCUGGGCAACCAGCACCCAGCUCCCAGCUUGGGAGCUGGGGCAAGAGCACUGCAUUGAAGAGGAAGAGAGGGGAUUAAACUGUAGUGCUUAAACUUCUUCUGGUCAGUGCAGCAGUGGAAGAAUUGGCUGCAGUCACACUAGUUGGAAGUGGGCUGGCUUUGUCCUAGAGCUGUAUGCUGGUCUAAGAAACUGAAGAAGGAUGCUAACUUCUGAAUGAAACACUGGCCAGCACUGAGAAGCCUGUACUCACUGUAUUUAACUCUACAGUCCCUACUGCCAGAAGCUGCAAUGCCCAAAUAUAGAAAAAUAAUAGCCAGUCGCUUACCAGCCACACAGUUCCCACACUGGAGGGCCGAAACCUGCCUGACCGAACAGCAGAUGCCCAGAAGCAGCCAAUCCGUGACUUGAGGACAGCAGAGGAGCUCCUUGAUUCCUCCAUGUGCUGGGCCCAUGUCCUUCUUCCACUUAAUAAUCAUGAUGCACUUAAAACUGAACUGUUAACCCUCUGCUACUAAACUGUGGGACAGAAUGACUUUAAAAGGGGGAGAAAUAAACAGUUUAUUACUGAUAGAAAUUGAAAUUUAUCAUUGCUUCAGAAUCUGAUGUACAUAUUGCUGAGUUUUGUAUGAUUUUAUUAUUUUGUUUUAUUAUUGUGCUAUAAUUACAAAGCCUGCCAUUUUAAUAUUUGAAUGCUUUUAAUGGGAGAAAAAAAAGUGAGUUUCUGCUGGUCAGUAUGGGAGAGAUGUGGAGGAAGAAACAAAGAAAGAAUUCUAAUGAGAGUAUCCUGCCCUUUGCUAAUGGUCAGUGCUAUGUCAGUCAUUUCCUCCUGCUCCAAGGCCAAGACCAUUAUAAUUCCUCUGACCAAUCAGCAGCCAAUGACUCAUGCACAAUCUCUAUCCCUUCUUUAAUUAGUCCUGUGUUCAUCCACAGCUCAUAGCUGCCAUAGCUCAUAGCAGCUCCAGAGAACAGAGUUUGGACCUGCAAUCUAAAAGUCUAAAAGUGCCACAGUAUUUUUGUGCUAUUUCAGUCACUGAUAUCGUUGUACAGGAGCACUUACUUGAGAUGCUGCAUGAAAGUUACUGUACUGGACAGCAGUGCACUAAUUGCAGUGAAAUGUUUACAGUGUGUUCUUGCCACAGAGAAGCAUUCCUGUUAGUGGACCCUUCCCAGCACAAAUAAACACAGCCUGGUGUCAGUGACCUGCUAUCAUAUUGACGUACCUAGCUCAUUAUAAUGACUGGAAGAAAUUCUGGAUGCUAAAAUGGUGUUAAAAAUAGAAAGGAGCCAGGCAAGGAGCGUUAAAGAUGAUGUAAAAUGUCCCCCUCUUUUUUUUAUGCUGUGAAAAGUUUUAAUUGUACCCUUUUCUUUGAAUGAAGUGCAAGGUAAUAUAUUAUUUGUCGAACGUAGUAAUAGUUAUUUAUGAAUUUAUUGCUGUAAGUGCAGGCAAAAAGGAAGUAAAGUCUGAAAAAUAAUGCAGAUGAUGUUUGGUCACUUAAUCAUGAUCCUAUUUAAAAACUGCAAGGAAAUGCUCACCAGAGAUAAUGUACAGUGAUAACUUGAGCUGUAGUUUUUAUUUUGAAACUUAUAACAAUAUGAUUUCUGCUUUGGUAAAAUUUCAUUUCUACGUUUCUAAUGUAACAGGAAAUUUCUCAUUGGAGCACUUUUUGCCGGCCAGGUGUCAAGAGAAAGACAUAAGUAAUAAAGUAAUACUUUUCAUUUA